Labeo rohita (rohu) is the source of this 2751-nucleotide messenger RNA. RefSeq names its product insulinoma-associated 1b (gene insm1b). Gene Ontology annotation, cellular component: nucleus; transcription repressor complex. The transcript has a single exon. Gene Ontology annotation, molecular function: RNA polymerase II cis-regulatory region sequence-specific DNA binding; DNA-binding transcription repressor activity, RNA polymerase II-specific. Gene Ontology annotation, biological process: neuron differentiation; negative regulation of transcription by RNA polymerase II; regulation of cell cycle process. NCBI's taxonomy places the organism in Eukaryota, Metazoa, Chordata, Actinopteri, Cypriniformes, Cyprinidae. The record is from RefSeq and is a predicted model, not a curated record. Bases 688 to 2037 code for a protein of 449 amino acids.
UUGGCUCUUAUGAUAAAUUGUUGAACGAAUGCAAUUCUACUCACUUCUGCAUUUAACGUAUGUAAAAAGUAUUCUAAAAACUACGAUUUAUUGAAUUAGAUUAAAUGCAAAUCGAAAACUACAUAUUCUGCUGUCCAUAUUGUCCCGAAAUAAUUUCAUGUUGAAUUAAAAUUUUAGGCGUUCUAAACGUAUAAUACAGAGAAAUGCAUGAAGAUUUAAGUGAAGACAUUCCCCCUCACAGGUCUAAACUAAGCAUUCGGAAAGAACUUUCUUUGUUGUCGGUCAUUUGAAAUUCUGAUGAUGACGACGAUGAUGGCAGUGAGUGACAUUUCCUUGUGUGCCCUAUAGCCGCGGCACGCGCUCCUCUCUAUACAUCUCCAUCAGACCGUGAAUAGGGAGCAGCGCGCAUUACUACAAUAAAGGCCAGGUACAUCUGCUCUGUAGCGCCCGGUCCGAGUCUCUCAGCCCUCCCACGGGCAAUUCCACAGAGAUCCUCGCUCGCUCCUGAUUGGAUGAGGAUGGAGCGACGAGGGGCGAGAACAAUAACAUCAUUCCAGCUUAAAAAGAGUGCAGCUAUGCGUUGAGGAGCAAAAGCAUCUCUCAGAGGGAGGGAGGCGGACGGCGCGUUUGUGGCUCUGGAUCUCGUCUUGUUGUGCCUUGUCAUCCUCGCCUCAUCCAUCCGCCGACAUGCCCAAAGGAUUCCUGGUGAAAAGGAACAAGAAAGCAGCGCUCGUUUCGUACCGGAUACGCUCGGAUGAGGACGGAGGAGCCGCUCCAGAAUGUCGGAUCGCGCAGAUUGCGUCGUCUCCACCCGCGCCCAGCGCCUCCAAGCCGGACAGCAUCACCUCGGCGUUCCCGUCGGACGGAGCGGAGGCGCCGGUGCCGGUCCACAGCGCCAAGCCGGUGCAGUUCGGCAACCCGGAGACAGUGUACCAAGCCCUGUACAGCCCCACCCGGCCCAUCAGCAAGGAGCACGACAGGAAAUAUUUCGAGAGGAGUCUCAAUCUCGGCUCGCCCGUCUCUGCCGAGUCGUUCCCGACUCCCGCCUCUCUCACCAGCCUGGACCAUCAUCAUCUUCUGUUCGCGCCGGUCGACUUGAAAAUCGGCACCAGCAACAGCAACCGGAGCGGCACGGCGCCCGCCAUCCGAACCGGCGCCAAAAGACCUUCCUCUGACGCCGCCGAGCAGCGUAAAAGCAGCAAAAGCGCCAAGAAACCCAAAGCCAUACGCAAACUCAACUUCGAGGACGAGGUGACCACGUCCCCGGUGCUGGGCCUGAAAAUCAAAGAGGGGCCCGUGGAGCUGAAGCCCCGAGCGGCCUCGGGCAGCACCAACAAGCCCCUGGGGGAGUUCAUCUGCCAGCUUUGCAAAGAAGAAUACUCGGACCCGUUCUCUCUGGCACAGCACAAGUGCUCUCGCAUAGUGCGGGUGGAGUACAGGUGUCCCGAGUGCGAGAAGGUCUUCAGCUGUCCGGCAAAUCUGGCCUCCCACCGGCGUUGGCACAAACCGCGCGUGCCGAGCGCGCCCAAACAAGCCCUCCAGCCCGCCAAACCUUUCCCCGAGGAGUUCCCAUGCAGCGACAGAGACUCCCCGAGUCCGGGUCUGUCAGAAUCCGGCUCCGACGACGGGCUCUAUGACUGCCAGCACUGCGGGAAGAGAUUCAAGCGCCAAGCCUACCUGAGGAAGCACAUCCUGGGACACCAAGCGCAAAUCCAAAAUCAAAUCCUCGGAGAGGCUUUCCGCACCGCAGAGAGCCCCGACAUCGUGCCCUCGGAGGACAGCCAAAGCCCGGGUCCGCUCAAUCUAAGCCCCGCGGACUGUAUCGCGUGUCCCGCUUGCGGAGAGAAGCUGCCCAACCGGGCGAGCCUGGAGCGACACCUGCGCCUCCUGCACGACGACUCCCAGGCGUUUCCCUGCAAGUUCUGCCCCGCCACUUUCUACAGCUCGCCGGGUCUCACUAGGCACAUCAACAAAUGCCACCCCACCGAAAACAGGCAAGUCAUCCUUCUCCAGAUGCCCGUGCGCAACGCCUGCUGAAGACGAACCCACACCGAUCCGUCCUUUUAGAACGAUCUAUUUUCUUCAUCCAAUCCCUCGCUAGAAAAGUCUGGAGAAAAGUAUUAGUUUGGUCCUUACAAAGGUAUUUUUCUAGAACCCUUGCACACAUGGUAAUGUAAUAGCUCCUAGACCUAAGAUAUGUUCAUGUACCUCUGCCUUGAAUUCACAUGCUGUGCGUUUCACGUCUGUAGCUUUAAUCUAGUAUGUGAAUUACGGGACUGAAAUGUUCUCUCUCUCUCUCUUCGUACUGAAAACUACAACAACAAAUCUUGAAAAGUUUCCCUUUAGUAGCCAGAAAUGCCUUUAGAGAAAUACAUCAAACUACUGCCUUAAGAACUCUUAAGUGUAAUGAUUUUUUUUUUUUUGAGUGUCGGCACACAAUUACAGCUUACUAUCAUGAUGUAAAAUUAUUGUAAUAUGUUUAUUCGUAAUAUUUUAUUUAUUUAUGUAUUUAUUUAUUUUCAAUGGCUUUGUAUAAAUUAUUGUGUGACUUUUCUCCUGUGUCACAUGUUGCAGUCGAAUCGUUGUGUCGAGAUCAUCUUGUCUUGGGUUUUGUGCGCUCCCUUGAAACGUGAAGCUCUUAUAGAUGCAAUCUUUUUCUACGUAUACAGCUUAUUUUCCUAAAUGUUUGCUACCUAGCGCUUUAUAUGUGCGUCCGUGUUGUCUACUCAAAUAAAAUAUUUUCAAAAUGAA